UAUUCGAUAUAGGGAGAAGGCAAUCCUGCCUUCGUCUGCACAAAUUGAGAUCAAAAGGAAGUCAGAGAAAAUUGAUCGGGUUCCAGACGGGGCGGGUCAAGUUGGGUACUUUCACCAUCUCUGGCAAUUAUUUAGUGCACUAGGCCCCCAGCUUCUCUGUUGCGUCUCUCUCUCGCUGCGAAGCUGCGGCCUGUAAGUUCCGAUUCAAUCACUUCGUCUCCCACUCGCUCUCUCUGGUAACCCAAAACCCAACUCUAGUCUCCAUCACUCUCUCUGCUAAAAGUGCUCGGCACAUCAACCCAGGCUUAAAUUGAAUGUACCAUGAAGAGGACACUGCCAUGGAGUGAGCAGAUUGAUGUUAUAUCAUCAGAUGAAUCUUCGUCCUCAGAUGGAGAUAUGGAGAUUAAUGAUGGAGUUGAGGGUCAGCAACUGUCCCUUAAUAUUACACUUGAUCAACCUACAAAAGAAAUGACAUCUGAGGAUGUACUGAUCAAAAGAGCGGAAAUGUAUCAAGAAUAUAUGAGGCAGCUCCCUAUGCCAGCACGUCAUGGCUCUGUCAUUCCAUUUUCAUCAUGGGUGGGAUUAGGCAAAUCAAUUAAGCAAUUAUAUGGGCAACCCUUGCAUUACCUCACUAACAUUCUUCUAAAGCAGUGGGAUCAUCUGAGAAUUGGCAGUGAGGAUGAACAAAAGCCCUUGGAUAUCACAAUUCAUCCUUGUAAGGCUGAAGCCACCAUUUGGCUGGUUGAAGAAAUUCACAGGCGUACCUCAUCUCACCAUCAUGUAGCUAAAAGCUGGCUGUUGGACCCAAUGCACCAUGCUUUUGUGGACUCCAUAUUCCCACAACUAUGAAGCAUUGUUUCGAUGAGCAAUCACCUCUGAGCUGAUUUUGUAGGAUGCUUUUUUGUUUCUGAGGUGUGGGCUUUGAAAUGUAUGAUCUGUAUCUGGAAUGAAUUAGAAACUCCUGUUUUGGUAAUUCACUGAUUUUUUUUUUUAAAUCUUUUUAAUUCCUGCUUGUAUGGAUGGUUGUGGUUAGGUACGCUCUCAUCCUUGAUUUCAAAUAAAGUUCCCUUGAAUUGAAGGCUGAGAA
This is a messenger RNA of Hevea brasiliensis (rubber tree), 1087 nucleotides long. Its product is annotated as protein RDM1. The record is from RefSeq and is a predicted model, not a curated record. The transcript is spliced from 3 exons. The coding region runs from base 322 to 849 and encodes 175 amino acids. Gene Ontology annotation, cellular component: RNA polymerase V complex; nucleus. NCBI's taxonomy places the organism in Eukaryota, Viridiplantae, Streptophyta, Magnoliopsida, Malpighiales, Euphorbiaceae.